AUGGACCAGGAUCAGACCCAGCGCCCACGUUCACAACAGGAGGCUUUCAAUGACUUUCAACCACGUCGCAAGUGUGCUCUUUGUUGUGGAGUUCGUUGUGCCAGCCAUGGCUGGGGCAGUGGUGUUUGCCAUCACGUUUCCAUGCAAUCUUGCCGUGAUGAGAGGACGUGCGUGCGACGGACGCGGAAUGGUAGGAUUUUUGGAUCGACGUUUCUUCUUGCCCCUCCCAAUGGCGCUGGUGUGUUUCACUCACCAAAACAUCCGGUCGGAGGUACUAUGGAGCAAGAACAAAUAAAACACUUUGGGACCUCAACUGGAAGUCUACCGGCCUUAACAUUCUUUUCUAGACCUCUAUAA
Messenger RNA from Trypanosoma rangeli, 357 nucleotides. RefSeq lists its product as uncharacterized. NCBI's taxonomy places the organism in Eukaryota, Euglenozoa, Kinetoplastea, Trypanosomatida, Trypanosomatidae. The record is from RefSeq and is a predicted model, not a curated record. The transcript has a single exon. Bases 1 to 357 code for a protein of 118 amino acids.